AUGCAAAUCGCCUUCGCUUUACAACUUUUGAAUUGGAAACCACAAAAUUCGAAAAUGGAAAAGGACAAAAAUAAAAAAAUGCUCGGAAACAAUUUGCCAACAACAACGGAAAAUACAAACAAGCCUUGUAGUGAUGCUGCGAGAACUUUUAUCGACGAUGCCAUUACUACUUCCACUCAUUUGAGUAGCACAAUGAUGGAAAGUACAGGCAAAAAAACAAUCAUGACGAGUCCAAGUUAUAGUACUGAUGAUGAUGAUUUGGAUGACGCAGCAGCAGUUUCCAAUUCUUCCGAUGAUCAUGGUGAUGAAGAAAAUAACAGGACAACAUUGCCGAAAACUAAAACACCAUCGUCCUCAUUGAUGCCGAAAAAGAAGAAGAAAAAGAAGUCUUUGAUUCAAAAGAAACAUUCCGAAGGAGAACCACAUCACCAACAUUUAGGAGUUGAGGGUCAUCAUUACAAGCACGACGUAGGAGUUAGCAGUAGAUCACAUCAUCGAGCAAAUCAAUCGACACCCGCAACCAUUGUGAUGAGAGAACACACCGAUUAUGGAGAAAUUAAUGUAUAUCCAAUUGAUAUCAAACAAUUACAGGCUUCUGAGACUCAAGUUGCUGGACAUGGAACACGUAAAAAGAAGGAACUAUCGUUACUAGUACGAGAUGGUAAAAUAUUCAAAGCAAUUCAGCCAGGAAAAAAACGUUCAUGGUGCGAGGUUCACUUUUACGAAAAACAAAUAGCAAAAGCUCCCUAUUUAUUACCAUUCAUUCCUAAAUAUUAUGGUGUAUUUAGAGCGUUUAUUGCAAACGAAGAGGAGGACUUGGGCGACAAAUCGAUUGAUUCUCUCACGAGAGCAAGUAGCUCAUCUUUGAAUUCUAUCUUCUUUCAUGCUUCAUCUUUAGCGAGUAGCACGGCAUACACGUCUCUGCAAACACUUGAAACAAACAAUGGAGAUGUGACAUUGCGAGGAGUGAAGGAACCUCUUCAUGUUGUAAAUACUACGUACAAACAUAUUGAUUUUUUGGUUCUAGAGGACAUUACUGCAAGUAUGAAAAAUCCAAAUGUCAUGGACAUCAAAAUGGGUCAACGAACCUAUGGAGAAGAUGCGUCACCAGAAAAGAUUCUAGAAGAAGAAUCAAAAUAUCCGUAUCAACAUGUUUUAGGAAUGAGAAUUAGUGGUGCCAAAAUAUUUGAUAGAACCCAAAAAACAUAUAAAUAUUUAGAUAGACAUUGGGGACGUACCAUUACACCUGACACUCUCAUAAAUGCUAUGGAGUUAUUUUUCCUUCCUGCAGAACUGGAUGAAGAGGUACGAAUGGACGUAGGAGUGAGUGUUCUCACACAAUUCCUGAAAGAGGUGAAGAAAAUGUACAUUAUUUUCACCCAAAAGAAUGACAUGUUGAGAAUGUAUGCAAGCUCGCUGCUCAUUUCAUAUGAUCAUUCUAAGAACUUGUGUGUGAAAAUUAUUGAUUUUUCUCACGUUCAUGAAAAUCAUACAGGAACACCAAUUUUCGAUACUGGAUUUGCACACGGCCUUUCCACUAUCAUUUCUGUCACAGAACAGCUUUUGGAAAAAUAUUCCACAGGUACGAAAUGA
Messenger RNA from Naegleria fowleri, 1593 nucleotides. RefSeq lists its product as uncharacterized. Gene Ontology annotation, biological process: inositol phosphate biosynthetic process. NCBI's taxonomy places the organism in Eukaryota, Heterolobosea, Eutetramitea, Acrasida, Naegleriidae. Gene Ontology annotation, cellular component: cytoplasm; nucleus. The record is from RefSeq and is a predicted model, not a curated record. Gene Ontology annotation, molecular function: inositol tetrakisphosphate kinase activity; inositol-1,4,5-trisphosphate 3-kinase activity. The coding region runs from base 1 to 1593 and encodes 530 amino acids. The transcript has 2 exons.